This is a messenger RNA of Trichoderma atroviride IMI 206040, 3654 nucleotides long. Lineage: Eukaryota; Fungi; Ascomycota; Sordariomycetes; Hypocreales; Hypocreaceae. The record is from RefSeq and is a predicted model, not a curated record.
AUGACGCCCUCGCCAUCCUCGCAGCAGGGCCUCGAGCCGCGGCGGCCCAGGAGCGGCCACACGCAGACCGUCUCCGUCAACAUCGCCGAGAGCACGCCGCCCAACGGCAACCGCCGGUUCCAGCUCCACGUCAGCGAGUGUGUCGAGACUAAGACCGUCACCACCACAACUCGCCUGACCAGGAAGUUCCCCCAGGUCUUCGUCCGCGACCCCGCCCCCCUGGAGAGUCUCGACACCAAGGAGUAUCCCUUGGCUACGAAGCCGACGCCUCCUGAAUUGGCCGACUUUUCCUACAAUUAUGGCGCUGAGGAAGAGGAUUUCGAUGCAGAAAUGAUGGAUGAUGACGAUGACCACGACGACAGCCAACUGACACCAGACGCCUUGAGCCGCAUGCCGUCAGUCUCACCAUCCGAGCCUUACUCUCGCCGAAGCAAUCGGUUAGCCGCCGCAGAGUCCCCGACAGCCACUGCGACGAGGUCUUCACAGCGUCUAGCACGUUCGUCGGCCUUGCAUGCCGUGUCCAACAGGCUGCGCCGGUCUGUCAUACAAGGAAGUAGCGGAAGUGGCGCUGGAAGUGGCAGCGGCGGCGGUAGCAGCAAUCUACGUCACGAUGCCGGCGAUAGAGUGACAAGAAAUACCUCGAUUGGUAUUCUUGCAACGCCUGAUAUCACGGAGACGGCCGGAUCAUUACCGAGCCGGUCAUUGCAGCGCCGGUCUAUACAUGCUGAAUACUCACCCAAUUCCCAAGACGUCAUUCGCGGCCGUUCCAAGUCUCCUUUCUACGAGGCAUCCAGUCCCGCCGGGAGUGAUGCCCACACUUUUAGCAGCACCGUCGCCACCCCACCGAUUACCGAUGCAGACCCGGAAUCCUUUGCAGAUGACACCGACGAAUCCCUGGAGCCGUCACUGCGUCCGCAGCACCGGCCCGCAAUCGAUGUCGUUGCUGCCCAGGAUGCCAGUCUUCCUAGUCCGAGAUUAUCCCCAACCUUGGCCGCUGCCCAGCUGCACUCUGCCGACCCUGACGAGACUGCCCAGUCUUUCAAGACGGAACAGUCGGGCACGUGGAUGGGGGAGUCUCAAUUAACGGAAGAUGGAGAAUUUACCGACCUGGUGCCCUUUGAACGUCCAUCCCACGGCAAGCGAGCCAUGGUGCGAUACGACCAGCACCAGCCCGUCACGCUGGACCCGCAGAUGCUGCUGGAGGCGUUUGACUCGAUGAAGACGGAGAUGAAGACAUUCAUGAUGUACCAAUUCCUCCGCCGGUGUCCUCGACCGACGCUCCGCAUCGUGGCCGAUGCUGUGAAUCCCGCACUCAAGUGUGACUUUUUACAGCAACUGCCCCUCGAGCUGAGCUACCAUAUUCUCUUCUACCUCGACCUUCGCGACCUUACCCGUGCCGCCCAAGUAUCGAAACACUGGCGUAAUAUUGUAGAUCAAAACGAGACCGGCUGGAAAGAGUUGUUCGAUAGAGAUGGCUUCACCCUCCCCCCUGGAGAGCUCAGCAAGGCCAUUCUUCAGGGGUGGGGAUGGCAGGAUCCGGUUGGCAUCGAUGGCUACGAGCAGGACUUGAGCAUGCAAAGCCGGCUAACGUCGUCGGAAAAAGAGCUUACCCAGGCUCUGAAGCAAGAGGCGGCACCAAAAGUGAGGACUUCAAAGCGCAAGCGUGGUCUCAAUGCCUACAGCAGCUCGGAGCGUUCCAAGCGGCGAGCCAGCACCCAGGAGGUGGCUGCCAACCGGGACGGAAAGGCUCAAGGCGAGGCCAAGCAGCACAAGUCGGCCGGACCCCUUUCAGCUGCCACCGCUGCCAUACAAGCCGUUCCCGACCCUCAGCUGGGCCUGCCGAGUCUACGACAGCUCCAUCUCUUCAAGUCCCUCUAUCGCCGCCACUACAUGAUUCGCCACAGCUGGACCAACGGCGAGACAAAGCCGAGCCACGUAGCGUUUGCAGCCCAUCCUCGACACGUUAUUACCUGCCUCCAGUUUGAUGAUGACAAGAUUAUUACUGGCAGCGACGAUACUCUCAUCCACAUCUACGACACCAAGACUGGCAAACUCCGCAGGAAGCUCGAGGGCCAUGAAGGUGGCGUUUGGGCUCUCCAGUACGAGGGCAACAUUCUGGUCUCUGGUUCAACGGACAGAUCGGUGCGAGUGUGGGACAUUGAGCGUGGCCUAUGCCAACAGGUAUUUUACGGACAUACUAGCACGGUCCGCUGCCUGCAAAUCCUGAUGCCGACGGCGACCGGCAUGGCCAAGGACGGCACUCCCAUCAUGCAGCCCGAGAAGCCGUUGAUCAUCACAGGUUCAAGAGAUAGCCAACUGCGUGUCUGGCGUCUCCCCGAGGUUGGAUCACGGCGAUACAUCCAGACCGGCCCGCCGGCCCAGGAAUCCGACUGUCCUUACUUCAUCCGCGUCCUGACCGGCCACACCCACUCGGUUCGUGCCAUUUCAGCUCACGGCGAUAUUCUGGUCAGCGGAUCUUACGACAGCACCGUCCGAGUCUGGCGAAUUAGCACCGGAGAUGCCUUGCAUGUGCUCCACGGACAUUCCCAAAAGGUUUAUUCGGUGGUGCUUGAUCACGAGCGUAAUCGGUGCAUAUCAGGCUCGAUGGACUCUCUGGUCAAGAUUUGGGACCUUGCUACGGGGGCGUGUCUCUACACGCUGGAAGGUCACAGCCUGCUGGUUGGUCUGCUGGACCUACGUGAUGACCGCCUUGUCUCGGCAGCUGCAGAUUCGACGCUCCGUAUCUGGGAUCCUCAAACUGGCAAAUGUCGAAACACCCUGAUGGCGCACACGGGUGCCAUUACCUGCUUUCAGCACGAUGGCCGAAAAGUAAUUAGCGGCAGCGAAAAGACUGUCAAGAUGUGGGAUGUCCGGACGGGAGAGUGCGUGCAGGAUCUCCUGACAGACCUUAGUGGGGUUUGGCAGGUCAAGUUUGAUGGAAGGCGAUGUGUUGCAGCCGUCCAGAGAGACAACUUGACUUAUGUAGAGAUCCUCGACUUUGGCGCUGUCCGAGAUGGACAUCCUCAACAAGAGCUCGGACGACGCAUUCUCCUCAACGAACCGGAAGUUCGUGCCAUGAUUGAAGAAGAAGCUUAGGCGUCUACGGAUGAUGGUUUUAAUUUUUUUUCUAUCCCUCAAAACCAAGAGAAAAGCAUUGCGAAACACGAAGACGAAUGAAACAGAAAAUGCAAAUAAAUAUAUAUACACACAGAGACAUAUAUAUUUCAGGCAUUCAGUAUGGAAAUGGAAACUCGCAGCAUCUGAAGGGCGAUACGACUCUGCCCUCGGCGUUCUGUUGUUAUAUAGUAUAUACGCGCUGUCCAAGCCCUUUGUCGGUAUCACGGAAUUUAGGGAGGAUGUGAGGCAUGGCGUUUAGGCUUUCAAUUUAUUAUUUUCGUUGCUCUACUCGUUUCGGACUUUUAUUCUUUCUCGAAAAUUAUACUGGUUGUUUUCUAUGAGCGAUUGGAGGGUGGCUCAAUGGCGCUUCGUACAUGAGGGGGCUCAAAGAGCAUGUGUGGUAAUACACUGCGGUCAGCACGGAGAUGGGAAGAUGGAGAUGAGAUGGCCCGGGUUUAAUGGGGGACGAUGUAUGCAUGUGUUUAUAAUGGCCUUGUGAAAAGACAAUGAUGCUGCUGUACAUGGCGUAUGAAGCUU